Seriola dumerili (greater amberjack) is the source of this 4370-nucleotide messenger RNA. It is a transcript of the gene aldh1l2, whose product is annotated as aldehyde dehydrogenase 1 family member L2. Gene Ontology annotation, cellular component: cytoplasm. Bases 174 to 2945 code for a protein of 923 amino acids. Gene Ontology annotation, biological process: 10-formyltetrahydrofolate catabolic process; one-carbon metabolic process; biosynthetic process. The record is from RefSeq and is a predicted model, not a curated record. The transcript has 23 exons. Lineage: Eukaryota; Metazoa; Chordata; Actinopteri; Carangiformes; Carangidae. Gene Ontology annotation, molecular function: aldehyde dehydrogenase (NAD+) activity; formyltetrahydrofolate dehydrogenase activity.
AGUCCAGACCACAGCUCUGCCUCUGACUCCCGGUCACACACACACUUACCCACUCAUACACACAUACACACACACGCGAGGGCAGGUGAGUGUGACCAGCAGCGCCGACAGAUCCCGCAGCGUCUGGAUCUGUUUUUAUUCUGACUCGGUUUUUAUACUCAAACAUCGCCAUCAUGAUGUGGACGGCGUGUCAAGCCUUACGGAGACUCUCCACCUCCUCCCAUUACUACCAGAAUAAGCUGAAACUAGCUAUAAUUGGCCAGAGCCUGUUUGGACAGGAGGUGUACAGCAACCUGAGGAAACAGGGUCACAAAGUGGUGGGUGUGUUCACUGUCCCUGACAAGGACGGCAAGGCUGACCCCCUAGCGGUGGCAGCGGAGAAAGACGGGACACCAGUGUUUAAGUUUCCACGGUGGCGGGUCAAGGGGAAACCGAUCCCAGAGGUGGUGGAGGCCUACAAGGCAGUGGGCGCUGAGCUCAAUGUCAUGCCCUUUUGCUCCCAGUUUAUCCCCAUGAACAUCAUCGACAACCCCAAGCACGGCUCCAUUAUCUACCACCCAUCUAUCCUGCCCCUGCACAGAGGAGCCUCGGCCAUCAACUGGACCCUGAUCCACGGCGAUAAGAAAGCUGGCUUCACAGUGUUCUGGGCCGACGAUGGCCUGGACACUGGACCGAUUCUGCUGCAGAGGGAGUGCGCUGUCGAGCCCAACGACACCGUGGACGCACUCUACAACCGGUUCCUCUUCCCAGAGGGCAUCAAGGCCAUGGUGGAGUCAGUGCAGCUCAUCGCUGACGGAAAAGCUCCUCGAAUUCCCCAGACAGAGGAAGGAGCCAGCUACGAAGGCAUCCAGAAGAAGUCCAAUGCCAAGGUAAACCUGGCACAGCCAGCUGAGGCCAUCCACAACUGGAUCCGCGGCCAUGACAAAGUCCCCGGAGCCUGGACUGUCAUUGAUGGUCAGUCUGUGACCCUGUAUGGCUCAUCCAUGUUAGGGGGGGCGGUACCAGCAGGUCAGCCCCUGGAGAUCGAUGGGGUGUCCCAACCUGGCCUGGUCACCAAGAAUGGGCUUGUCCUGCAUGGGACUGAUGGGAAAACUCUGCUGGUGAAGAACCUACAGUUUGAAGAUGGGAAGAUGAUCCCUGCUUCCAAAUACUUCUCCUCUGGAGAAAGCGCCAGCGUGGAGCUGACGGACGAUGAGAAGAAGAUGGCGGAGGAGAUCAGGAACAUCUGGAAGGGCAUCCUCAGCAACGUCUCAGCCAUUGAGGACACAACAGACUUCUUCAAGUCCGGAGCUGCCUCCAUGGACGUGGUCAGGCUGGUGGAGGAGGUGAAGCAGAAAUGUGCUGGUGUGCAGCUGCAGAACGAGGAUGUGUACAUGUCUGCCAGCUUCCAGGAUUUCAUCCAGAUGUUCGUCCGAAAGCUGAGAGGAGAGGACCAGGAGGAGGAGCUGGUCAUCGACUAUGCAACCAAAGAAGUGAACAACAUGACGUUGAAAAUGCCGUACCAGUGCUUCAUCAACGGCAAGUUUGAGGACGCAGAAAGUGGGAAGAGCUACGACACCAUCAAUCCUACUGACGGAUCUGUGAUCUGUAAGGUGUCCUAUGCCUCAGUGGGGGACGUGGACCGGGCGGUGGCAGCUGCCAAAGAAGCUUAUGAUAACGGCCCCUGGGGCAGGAUGAACCCAAGAGACAGAGGAAGUCUGCUUUACAAGCUUGCAGACCUGAUGGAGGAACACCAGGAAGAGCUGGCCACCAUCGAGUCCAUCGACUCAGGGGCUGUGUACACGCUGGCCCUCAAGACCCAUGUAGGAAUGUCCAUCCAGACCUUCCGCUACUUCGCUGGCUGGUGUGACAAGAUCCAGGGCAAGACAAUCCCCAUCAACCAGGCCAGGCCCAACCGCAACCUGACCUUCACUAAGAAAGAACCUCUGGGUGUGUGUGCCAUUGUCAUCCCGUGGAACUACCCUCUCAUGAUGUUGGCAUGGAAGAGUGCUGCCUGCCUCGCAGCUGGAAACACACUCGUGCUUAAACCUGCGCAGGUCACUCCACUGACGGCACUGAAGUUUGCUGAGCUGUCAGUGAAAGCUGGCAUUCCCAAAGGAGUCAUCAACAUUUUGCCAGGCUCAGGUGGUAUGGUGGGACAGCGUCUGUCCGACCACCCAGACAUCCGCAAGCUGGGCUUCACCGGCUCCACACCAAUUGGCAAACAGAUCAUGAAGAGCUGCGCGCUCAGUAACCUGAAGAAGGUUUCUCUGGAGCUGGGAGGGAAGUCACCGCUCAUCAUUUUCAGCGACUGUGACAUGGACAAGGCUGUUCGCAUGGGCAUGAGCUCUGUGUAUUUCAACAAAGGUGAGAACUGCAUCGCUGCUGGGCGUCUGUUUGUGGAGGAGUCCAUACAUGAUGAGUUCAUUGGCCGAGUGGUGGAGGAGAUCAAGAAGAUGAAGAUCGGAGACCCUCUUGACCGCUCCACAGACCACGGGCCUCAGAAUCACAAAGCCCACCUGGACAAGCUGCUGGAGUACUGUGACGUGGGGGUGAAGGAGGGGGCCACGCUGGUGUACGGGGGCAGACAGGUGGACAGGCCAGGUUACUUCAUGGAGCCCACUGUGUUCACUGACGUGGAGGACCACAUGUUCAUCGCCAAAGAGGAGUCCUUUGGCCCCGUCAUGGUGGUGUCCAAAUUCAAAAACGGCGACGUGGACGGCGUGCUGCAGAGAGCCAACGACACCGAGUAUGGCCUGGCCUCCGGCGUGUUCACCCACGACAUCAACAAGGCCAUGUACGUGAGCGAGCGACUGGAGGCGGGAACAGUAUUCGUCAACACUUACAACAAGACCGACGUGGCUUCACCUUUCGGAGGCUUCAAGCAGUCAGGCUUCGGCAAAGACCUCGGAGAGGAUGCUCUCUUGGAAUACCUCAAGACCAAAGCAGUGACUGUGGAGUACUGAGACCCAGACGCUCCCAAUGAACUCUGACUCACAUCUGAGCAGAAAGGGACUCAUCGGUGUGCUUCGCUCAGACAUCCGGCUUCUCUCAGCGUUGCUUCUGGACAGUGUGUGUGAAUGUGUGUGUGUGUGUGUGUGUGUGUACUGUAUGAAUGAUAGGAGAUAUGUGGGCCACAGUUUGGACAAUGUGCCUGUGUUUUCUUGGCUGUCUGCGUGAAAUUCACAUCAUGGACAAGGGACGUGUGGUUUUUACCCGCCUGGAUAUUUACCUUAGCUGGACACUGCUUCACCUGACGGGAGCCGAGCUGCUCCUGACUCUGCUGUCAAGGUUUUGGGUUCCGUAAAAGUGUGUUUUGUGUCAAAACACACUCUCAAAACUCCACCAAUCAUAAAAGAAUUCUUUACCAUAAGUGAAAAUCAGAUGAAGUCAAUCCUCUCUGUCACCUGUGAUGCUUCACCAUUCCUUUAAUAUCUCUGUGGUUCCUCUUCAGGCUGUUGUGUUCUGUAGCAGAAAACAGGCAGUUAUUAGUUCACACACUGAUGAGUACAUGAUUGCAUCAAUGUGAAGGGUGUGUGUGGAAGCUUUUAGGUUAAGUGUUGGAGCGUUAAGUGACCACACAGGACAUCUACUACAACUACAUUGGACAGAAUUGAUCAUCCAUGAUGGGAAAACAAGGUUCAGGUUACAACUGAAUCCAUAACAAAGUAAUUUAGCUCAAGGUCAACUUACUGGCUUUUUUUCUAAGCUUUCAACCUGGUCAUUGCUAGAUGUUUUCAAGUGUUUAUGAAAAAGCCAGGAAGUAGAUCUUGAAUCAAGAGUAACUUACCACCAGGUUGAAAAGCAGUGUUUUAAUGCACCUGUAAGCAGUGAUGUAGGCAGUGAUGUCACUGUGUACUGACACACCUGCGAGAACACCUCAGCAUUACUGUAGCGAGGGUAGAAGUUAAAACACCGGAGGUCAGCAAUCAAUGCAUCUGUACAGUUGUAAAGCACUAACAGUAUUUAUUGGUCACUACAUGAAGCUACGUGGAGCCUUUAGUAUUUUAUCUCCAUCAUCACACACUGGUUGUUUACAUCAUGUCUCCUCCCACAUCCUCACUUUAGACCUUCUCUCUCUUCCAUUCGUCAAAUUUGACUUUUUUGUAAAUUUUUUUAACUAAAGGGGAAAAAAUAUCUGAUCUGAUAUAUUUUUUCACAUUGUAUUUGUCAUGCAGAGGAAGACUAUAUGUUAUAACACUACAUUAUUUUCUCUGAAGACCAGCUAGAUGUUUCUAUGCAUCACUAAUGUGAAGAAGUUGUGAAAUUAGUUUUCUAUUUGUCCCACAUUGUCAGUGAAGGCAGCAAGGGCUACAAGAGCAAGUGUUUUCUUUCUCAUGAAAAGGUGAGAGCUGUCCCCUCAAUAAAGUCUGUCUUCAGCCAGUGAUGCC